AUGCUGCUCGGUGUUACUGCCCUGGCUUUCAACCUCAUCAACCACUUCUACCCGGAGGCGACCACCUAUCAACAACGCAACACCUGCAGGGCUCUCAGCCAACACUGUAACAUGUCAAUUCCCGCCCAAGGAUCAGUCUAUUCUCCUCUCGACCACUCAACAUCACAAAUCCGCCUCAUCAUUUUACAGCCUUGCCUCGACCCACAUGACGACGAGAUUCGCUGUUCUCUCAGCCUCGCAGAUCUUGAAGAUGAAAAUUGUGUUUAUGAAGCGCUGUCUUAUGAGUGGGGUCCCCGAACGGAUACUCCUUUACACAUCUGGCUUGAUGACCGCAGAUUUGCUGUGAGGCCAAACCUGUGGUCUGCGCUGUGGCACUUGAGGGAAGGCGAAAAGAAUGGGGUGAAUGGGCGAGCUAGGGUUCUUUGGAUUGAUGCGCUGUGUAUUGAUCAGGAAAAUGAGAGGGAGCGUAAUCAUCAGGUUCGCCAGAUGGGAACAAUCUACGAGCACGCCACUCGAGUUGUUGCAUGGACAGGACCUGCAACACAAGGUCAAAAGUAUCUCAUUGCAACAAGCUUACAUCUCAAAUUUGACGUACAGAAGGCAUUUGAAUUUGUUGAACAACUUUAUGGUACAGUGGCGACAAGAAAUUGGUAUGACGAUGAACAAGCUACCUGGGGCAUUAAUCGUCUGUCUUAUCGCGACAUCGAGCCACAAGAUACCAGGCAUGCUAUUUCCAACAAUGAUCAUCGUUGGGGGCUGCUGUUUCAAGUCCUUCAGAUGCCUUACUGGAGGCGGCUGUGGAUCACACAAGAACUCGUUCUUGCAAAAGAUGUCAUUAUACAGUUUGGGACCUCCUCACUAUCAUUCGUUGCCUUAGAGCACGUACUUGGACAGAGUCUCCGAUGGGACAUGAGCCUCAGAUGGGGUGCCAGGAGAGCCGCCUAUAUCAGCAGUGAAGUCAGAGCCUUUCUCAACAACUCGCCCGCCGCGAUUUCACUCGGCAGUACUACCGCCUUCAAAAUCGCUCAGCAACGAUUCGAAAGAAGGGACAGUAUCCUCCAGGCGAAUACGAUCUUGAAUCUAUGCUUUAUAUACCGUCAAGCUCUGUGCAUAGAUCUGAAGGACAAGAUAUUUGCACUUCUGGGAAUGAGCCAACCAUGCUGCCAGAAAGCAGUUCCUGUCGACUACGGCGCGUUGCCAAUGCAGAUAUGUUACUCUGUCAUGACACACCAGCUUCGAGAUCAUCACAGUCAUUUUCUGAAAUUCACGGACAGUAGUCCUGAUGGGAAGGCGGAACUCUUCAACAUCGUGAAAGCGGUCUUCGAUCUUUUCGAGGAUUCUUCUGCAACACCGCGCUUCCUUCUUGAUAAUGCAUUUACGGAUUCAUGUGCUAAGGGGACAGUGGCGAGGUUGGUUGGUAGGAAAGUCGGCAGGAUAUCUCUUCCACUCGACGGAAAGAUAAAAGUCGAGAAGGUGUUCAGUAUCAUUCAAAGUACGAAUAGCGGGACAUGUCCCGAAGAAUGCUCAGAGCUUCAGAAGGGAGACUCCGUUUUCGCUCUCAACUCUCACGAUAUCCUAAUACUACGCUCAUCGGAUCGGUCGAAGGAACUCCAGUUGAUCGGAUCCGGCACAUUAAGGAAAUCGUUACCAUUGUACGACGCCAGCGGGAGGAUGCCUGAUCUUGAUUUCUUGUUUAUGGAUGUUGAGUCGCUGCGGAUGUUGUGUCGGGUUUCUCCUACGGGUGCGAAAUACUUACUGGUUGGAGAGACCUGCUACGGGUGUUUGGACUGUUCGAAGAGUCGGUUCAGAUUUGACCUGUGA
This is a messenger RNA of Cadophora gregata, 1821 nucleotides long. RefSeq lists its product as uncharacterized. The transcript is spliced from 2 exons. The record is from RefSeq and is a predicted model, not a curated record. The coding region runs from base 1 to 1821 and encodes 606 amino acids. NCBI's taxonomy places the organism in Eukaryota, Fungi, Ascomycota, Leotiomycetes, Helotiales, Ploettnerulaceae.